This is a messenger RNA of Morchella importuna, 3687 nucleotides long. RefSeq lists its product as uncharacterized. The coding region runs from base 1 to 3687 and encodes 1228 amino acids. Gene Ontology annotation, molecular function: GTP binding. The record is from RefSeq and is a predicted model, not a curated record. The transcript has 6 exons. Lineage: Eukaryota; Fungi; Ascomycota; Pezizomycetes; Pezizales; Morchellaceae.
AUGCCAAGACCAUCUUUGGUAUCCUCGUACAGAACGAACACUUAUGAAGGCGAAGGCGGAUCAUACUUAGAAGAGGCAGAUGGACAUGAACAGACUAAUAGGAGUCCUAACCGUCGACCAAAAUCUGUCACAUUUGACAAAGAACCUCCAGAUGUUUUGCACUAUGAAAUGGUUACUCCAGAUCCAUCUGUGGAAGGCUCACCGGCAUUGGGAUAUGAUUCGGAUGAGGAUGAAGAGGAUGAAGACGAGCUGGAAUAUACUCCAGUUAUCGAGCCUGAUCAAUGGGAAAGUAUGACACCAGAGGCCGCGGCCGCAGCCUUUGAGGAGUCCUUCCGUUCGACGCCUUCGCCAAGUGCACGGCCACUCCCACCAAUUCCAGGACCUAAUUCCCGAAGAGAUAGUAGCAGUCCCUCCGGAAGCCGACCUCUACCUAGCAUUCCGGUGACCAAGGCCGAUUUAGAGAAUUUAGAAAAGGUACCACUGGAGGAACGGGUAAGACUAAUGAUGCAGGAGGAUUUGGAUGAAAAUGAUCAUUCAUCUCGACGACGCUCCACUGAGUCCACCCAAGAACAUGACGGCGAAGAAUCUGGCGGUUUAGGUAUCAUGUUGGACAAUAUGUCCCUAGACGGUAGAGAGCGAGAAAGCGAGGAAGAGGAGAUGGGAAAUGGGAAGCACGAGGCAUCCCAUGAAAGAAUGAGCCCGGCACAGAUAGAGGAAGGUGAUAUCUCGGAUAAAGAAGAGACUUCGCCAAAUUCGAAUAGAGAACCCGAGGAGGAAAAUAGUUCUUCGAGUCAGUUCGAGUCAACUUCCGAAUACGAGCCUCCUCCACGUUUAUCACGGGAAUCAAUUAGGCGCCAGGUUGAAGCACGCCGUGAAAAUUCAAUCGAUUCACAGCAACUGGAUGAGGAAGGUUACACCACGGAGAGCUCUUACACAUAUGAUCAAGAUGUUUCAGCAGACGAAAUAGAAUCUCAUAUCAAGCAAGAACAGUCUGAUGACGAAUCGGUCGAUAUCUAUGCAAUCCCUGAAAUGUAUCAUGUUCCAGAGCGUCCGGCCUCACGCUUCAAUACUCGAUCACCAGAUCCAUCGCAGAUAACUGAGUCAGAAGCUUCACGAUACGAUGAUGAUAAUGAAUCCAGAUACAGUGAAUUUGAAGACGAUGAUAGUUCUGUGUUGGCCACCCCUGUCAUCCCCUCGAGAGAAGAGUCUACUCCUACCCCGACAAACUUCGAGACAGCAAUAGCUAUCGAAAAGGUAGAGCAUGGGGCUGUAGAUAAACAGGUUUUAAAUGAAGGACUGGUAAGUGAAAACAUAGAAGCCAGAACUUCACCUGAGAACCCUAGGAUGAGCCUUCCAGAGUUUGGAACAAUGUUCGAAAGCGAUGAUGGUCUCGGGCUUAGCUCAUACAUGACCCCUUCUCCGCCUUUACCACCUGUUGAUGCACCUACGCCGGAACCAUUGGAGCUUACGCCAUCCAAUCAUGUUGUUCAUGAGCAAUCAACACAGCGAAUCGAGUCCCCCAAAGAUCAAGUCGAGCAUGAUUUAGACGAAUCUGUUUAUGAUGAGGAAGAGGAUACUGGGUCGGUCAUCAGGCAUAAGAUUUAUGACUCUGAUAUUGAGGAGGAUGAUGAGGAUUAUAAUAGCGGGGAAGAGAUAGAUGAUGGAGAGCUCAGCGAUACCGGUACCAUCCAAGCGACUAGAUCGCCUUCACCAGUCGCAGAGUCAAUUGCAACGAUCAGAGUACCAAGUGGGAAGUUGAAGACGAGGGCAAGCGCAACACCAGCUGAUAUGGCGGCGAUGGCUGCAGCCCGUAGACACAUCAGCGGAGAACACAGGGCUCCGCCACCAGUCCCCCGAAUUCCAGACGGGUUUGACAAUGAUGACUUGAGCGACGACGAGGAAGAAAUUGCGGCUGCCAGUUCAGAUUCGGAAAUAUCUAAGAGAAAGGUCUCCGACAAGCAGAGGAAGUCUAUCGGCCUCCCAGCACUUGGUGAUAUUGAGUUUGAUUUCAAGGUAGAUGAUCUCACAGAGGAGUUUGAUCGUGUUAUUGAGACACAAAAGAGGGGAUACCUUAUGCGCCAGAACACACGCAUCAUUCAUGCGUCUAGUCGGGAUCCCGAAGAGGAUGAAGCAGAGCCUGCCCCUCGUCCUGGUCACUCACGCACUCAAUCUUGGUCUGUAGAGCCGUGGAGAAACUCCACACGGAGAAAGAGUCAACGUGACUCAAUUGGUGCCACCAGUACAUCUCCAAGAAAACGGCCAUCAAAUGUCCCACCAAUUCCUCUACCAGAUAAGAAUGGAAACGUAUUGCCCAUUGUGGAUGAGAAUGAGGCAGCUAGUACGGAUUCGCAGGCCGAGGAUGGUGCAGAGAGGGGUAGAUUAUUUGUUAAAGUUCUUGGCGUCAAGGACUUAACUCUCCCGCUGCCUCAAGGUCAACCAACAUAUUUUUGCCUGACAUUGGAUAAUGGACUCCACUGUGUGACAACAUCGUGGUUAGAAUUGGGCAAGAACGCGCCAAUCGGCCAAGAAUUCGAGUUGGUUGUUUUAAAUGACCUCGAAUUCCAGCUCACUCUUCAAACAAAGUUGGAGCAACCACCGCCUGCCCCACCUAAAGCAGUAGUUAAGGCUCUUCCACCCAAGCCAAAACAAUCUACUUUUAGCAGAGUUUUUACCACCCCUAAGAAACGAAAACAACUAGAGCAGCAAAUGCAGCAAAUGCAACAACUAGAGCAGCAGCAAAUGCAGCAGCAGAGGCAAGAAACGCCACCUCCUGCUACUGCAUGGGAUCUCCUUCACGGUUUAGUUGCACGAGAUGGCUCGUUUGCUCGUUCGUAUGUCUGUCUUACAGAUUUUGAGACUAGGGCAUAUGGACGGCCAUUCACCACGGAUAUCAAUUGCUUCAACGAGUGGGCGGUGGAUACUGCUAGUGUGAAGAGCAAGAAAGGCUUGCAAGGUGCUCUGCAGCCUGCCAGGAAAGCACCUUACAAAAUCGGGAAAUUAGAAGUCCAACUCCUAUUCGUCCCAAAGCCCCCAGGGGCCUCGGAGAAGGAUCUUCCAAAAAGUAUGAACGCUGCUAUUCGUGAGUUGCGCGACGCCGAAGCUACUAUGAAUAAGACCUGGGAGGGCACUCUGUCUCAGCAAGGGGGCGAUUGUCCUUACUGGCGCCGAAGAUAUUUCAAACUUGUUGGCCCAAGGCUGACCGCAUAUCAUGAAGCAACACGCCAGCCUCGUGCCACUAUCAACCUUAGCAAGGCAUCAAGGCUCAUCAAUGACAGGAAUACCCUUCUUGAUCCAAACGUUAACGGUCCUGGGAAGUCCCGUCGCAAAUCUGGAUUCUCUGAAGACGAGGAGGGCUACAUGUUUGUUGAGGAGGGUUUUCGUAUUCGCUUCGCCAACGGCGAAGUAAUCGAUUUUUAUGCAGAUUCUGCAGAAGAUAAAGAAGGGUGGGUCAAAGUCCUCAGCGAGACCAUAGGUCGCAUCCCCGACAAGCGUGGUUGGUGCGACAUGGUUAUAUCCAAGGAAUCCAAAGAGAGGGCAGAGAAGGAAAAGACACAGGCAGCUGUAGCUCGAGUUAAGGCGCAAACUCAGAUGCGCCAAACACCACCGAUGCCACAACAGUCAAGACCUCAACCUGCUCAGCCCCCAAGAUCAAACCGUCGACCCCCACCUGCACACCUAUACCGAUAG